This is a messenger RNA of Trichomycterus rosablanca, 2507 nucleotides long. It is a transcript of the gene hpse, whose product is annotated as heparanase. Gene Ontology annotation, cellular component: membrane; extracellular matrix. The transcript has 12 exons. The record is from RefSeq and is a predicted model, not a curated record. Gene Ontology annotation, molecular function: hydrolase activity, acting on glycosyl bonds. Gene Ontology annotation, biological process: cell-matrix adhesion; angiogenesis involved in wound healing. The coding region runs from base 100 to 1767 and encodes 555 amino acids. Lineage: Eukaryota; Metazoa; Chordata; Actinopteri; Siluriformes; Trichomycteridae.
AACUGAAGUUCUCAGUCAGGUGUUCUGUGGAACUCGGGGAUAUAAUCUGAAUAUUGAGAGUAUUUGAGGAGGAUCUGAUGUAGGUUCUCUCAGUCAGUCAUGGAACAGGAGAGAUCAGUGAAUGGAGCAGCUCUGGUUCUGGUUCUGGUUCUGGUUCUGGUUCUGGUUCUCACCCCGGGCUUUCACUCCCAGGUUUGGGGUUUGCAGUGGUCACCUGAUGGGGAUGUGAGUUUGGGUUCGGGCUCAGUAAGUGUGGAUGUGGACGUUUCCCGUGUGGACAGGAAGGUGGAUGAGAGGUUCCUCUCUCUGGCUUUAGAUGCCAGUCUGGUGGACCAGGAGAAGUUCAUGAACCUGCUGGGGUCCCCAAAGCUGAGGACCCUGGCGAAAGCCCUGACCCCGGCGUUCCUGCGCUUUGGAGGAACUAAACAAGAUUUUAUGAUGUUCACCCCACAAAGUAAAAAGGACUUGGGGAAGCGCUUCAGCAUGAGAUCUCCUCAUCAUCCAGAACGCUGGUGUGGUAGAUUUGAGCUGCCGUCGUGGUUGGAGGAGAAACUGAAGCGAGAAUGGGCCGUGCAGUCCUUGUUCCUACGUGAAGAGGACGUACGACGAAAAUACAAGCAGGUCCAGUUCUCUGAAUAUGCAGUGGAUCUUCUGCACUCGUUUGCUGACUGUUCCGGAUUGGACUUGAUCUUCGGGUUGAACGCGCUGCUCAGGACGUCCGAUAACGUGUGGAACAGCACGAACGCCGAGCUGCUGAUCGAUUACUGCCGGUCCCGACGGUACGACAUGUCCUGGGAGCUCGGGAACGAACCGAACAGCUACGAGAAGAAAGCCGGGAUCAGAGUGGACGGGUCUCAGCUGGGCCGAGAUUUUAUUCAUCUGCGCAAAAUCCUGCGGGAAUCUGAGCGACUGUACGGUCCGGACAUCGGUCAGCCACGCGACCACCGCAAAGAUCUGCUCACAGGGUUCUUGGAGAACGCAGGAGAAGCCAUCGACGCUUGUACCUGGCACCAUUAUUACGUCAACGGUAGGGACACGACUCUGGACGAUUUCCUGGACCCGGACGUGCUCGAUACGCUGGCGGAUAAAAUCGACGAGGUUCUUGAGGUCGUGGGUUCUGUGUCUCCCGGGAAGAAAGUGUGGCUGGGCGAGACGAGUUCGGCGUACGGUGGGGGUGCGGCCGGACUCUCGGACACUUUCGCCGCCGGAUUUAUGUGGCUGGAUAAACUCGGACUCGCCGCGAGGCUGGGAUUGGACGUCGUCAUCAGACAGGUUUUGUUGGGCGCUGGAACAUACCAUCUAGUGGACGAUAAUCUCGAUCCUCUUCCGGAUUACUGGCUCUCGCUGCUCUAUAAGAGGCUCGUAGGACCCGAGGUGCUGAAAAUCCGGGUUUCGGCGGAUCCCGGGGCGCGGCCGGGGUUGUUCCGGGCGUACCUCCACUGCACCCGCAGGAACAGUUCUAGUUACAGACCGGGCGCGGUCACUCUGUUCGCCCUGAAUCUGAGCAAGAGAGGAACCGGCAUCGUUCUGCCGGCGCGCUUCACCAACAGCAGCGUGGAGGCGUUUGUGCUGCAGGCUGCCGAACCCGGGGAGGACGGACUCCGCUCCAGGGCGGUUACGCUGAACGGCGUGCUGGUGCAGAUGGUGGACGACCGGACCCUGCCUGACCUCCGGGGGGCCGAGGUGCCCGCCGGAGGGCGUCUCGGGCUCCCCGCGCUGUCCUUCGCCUUCUACGUGGUGAAAGACGCCGGCGCUCCCGUGUGCUGAUGGAACUCCAGAACUGCGGAGCGGAAUCUUGAACACUACGCUGGAACCUCUGCUCACUUAUAACAUUAAACACGGACAGAAGUAUUCGGACGCCCUUUCUAAUUUGAAUUAAGGACAGUUGUAGCCUGGUGGUUAGAAUACUGAACUAGUAAUCGAAAGGUUGCUGGUUUAAGCCCCACCACUGCCAGGUUGCCACUGUUGGGCCCUUAAGCAUGGCCCUUGACCCUUAUUUGCUGUUACAGUACUGGCCACAGCAGGUGUCAUAAAUCAAUGAUAUAAAGGAAAUGACAUGCUUCAUGAUAUGCAGCAACAGUUUAGGGAAGGUCCCCAUGCACAAAGCCCCACCCUGAGCCUCAGCCCCACUCUACAGCUCUGGGAUGAACAAGGAACAUCAACUGAUCAAUCAGCGUCCAACCAUACAAACGAGCACAAAUUCCCACAGACGUGCUUCAAAAUCUAGUAAGACGCCUCUCAGAGCAUCUGUUGUUCUAGCUGAAUAGAUCACAUGUAUCGUGAUGUUCAGCCAGCUCAUGCUCAGGUGUCCAAAUACUUUUGACCAUAUAUUUCAGGGUUUAUGGGUGUGUGAGUGUGAAUAAUCGACUCGGGUUCAGUUUUAUUACGUUUUUUACACACAGUUACAGUUACUGAUAAAUAUUAUAUUUUGAUUUAUAAUGUAAAUAUUUAUGAUGUAUAAAUUAUUAUUAUUGCCAAAUGUAAAUAAAACAUCACCAUGGAAACCA